This is a messenger RNA of Amyelois transitella, 1560 nucleotides long. It is a transcript of the gene Con, whose product is annotated as connectin-like. The record is from RefSeq and is a predicted model, not a curated record. Gene Ontology annotation, molecular function: protein binding. NCBI's taxonomy places the organism in Eukaryota, Metazoa, Arthropoda, Insecta, Lepidoptera, Pyralidae. The coding region runs from base 1 to 1560 and encodes 519 amino acids. The transcript is spliced from 2 exons.
AUGGAGCGGAGGAUAGCUGGCAUCAUAUACAUUCUGAUCACCUUUGCUUUGGUCAACGAGAUGUCAAUUAACGUCCAAGCCAAAGACAACAAGAGGCGACCUAAAGAAAAAGGUGGUUUUCAGAAAAACAUUUGUGACGUCAGCGAUCGAGAAUCAAAAGUCCAUUGCUACUGUGAGACCAGCAGAGAACCAAAGAAUGCGACCAAAGCGGAAUGUUGGGUUUUCAAUGGCGGCAUACCACGGAACGAUCUCAUCUGGCAAAGUUUCGCAUCACAACCAACUUUAAAAACUUUGUCGUUCAAUGUCCGCGUCGAUGGCGCACUUAGCUACGUUCCGACAGAAGCGCUCCAAUAUUUGAAAAACCUGAAAUCCAUAAACAUUAAAUACGGAACCAUCCCUGAAAUACAAUCUUAUGCUUUCGCAAACUUAACCAAUUUGACCGAAGCGUUGCUUUCGCAAAACGAAAUCGAAUCUUUGCGUCAGUUCGCAUUCGCCCAUUUGCCGAACAUCACCCUGAUAAACUUGGAGGAGAACAUGAUAGUGGAAAUCGGCACUGAUGUGUUUUACAACUUGCCCAAACUCCACAAACUAGUGUUCACAAAGAACAACAUAUCGGCGAUAAGAGACGGCGCAUUCCAACACACGUUCAAUCUACUGGAAUUGGACUUGAACAAAAACAACAUAUUCCAUUUGAACCGUCGUACGUUUGAUGGAUUGGCUAACUUGCGGAAAUUGGAUCUGAGGCGAAACCGCAUUUACAAUUUGACUGAGUUCACAUUCGCUGAGCUGUGGAAUUUGCAAGAGCUGUUGUUAGGGAAAAACGACUUGAAGUAUAUUUCCGAGAGAGCCUUUGAUGGGUUGUCUCAGCUCAAAAAGUUGUCUUUGGAUGAUAAUAAACUGGCUGCGCUCCCAUCGGGGUUAUUCGCUGGAGUAAGGGGGCUCACCUCCCUGGAUUUACGUUCCAACGAACUACACGCAUUAACUUUAGACGACAUCAGACCCAUAUUGGACAACUUGAAGCCGCAGAACAGUAAUUUGCAGCUUGAAGAUAAUAAUUUCGUAUGCGACUGUAGGCUGGAAUGGAUGCACGCACUCCGAAACGAGACAAAAAGCCAAAACACGAAGAUGUCCCUAAACAACGUCACAUGCAAAAUGGAUCCACCCAUAGUCAGCUCUGCUUACAACAAAAUGUCAGAUGUAAUUGAAAACAAAAUAGAUUAUAAUCAAGAAAUACUUCAUGCUGGCAUAACAAUAGAAACAUUGAAUGAUAAAAUGAAUGUCACAGAGAAGAAAAUCAUUCAAGAUGAUUUCAAAGAUGAAUCGAACGAUAUAAAUAGUCCGAAAAAGGCUGUUAAAAGAAACGUUCUAAAAAUACCACCUGGAACACUACCUUGUCCGAGGGAUAAUGUGAAGACAACAGAAAUGCCGCAGUUAGUUAUAGAUCCUGUAGUUCCAAUACAAAACGAAAUGAAGACUUUUAGAUUACGCGAUUCGAACGCGGCAAACUCAAAUUUGAGGUACAACUUAGUGUUAUAUUGCUUUGCGUUUUUCUUUACUUAG